Molecule: messenger RNA, 3370 nt
Organism: Cyprinus carpio (common carp)
Lineage: Eukaryota; Metazoa; Chordata; Actinopteri; Cypriniformes; Cyprinidae
Biological process (GO): pointed-end actin filament capping; muscle contraction; myofibril assembly
Cellular component (GO): striated muscle thin filament; myofibril
Molecular function (GO): tropomyosin binding; actin binding
Source: RefSeq, a predicted model, not a curated record
GGAAGUAACAGUUUGUUUCUGGGAUGCUUUUGGGUUUUAGUAAAACCAUAGCCUUCCCAAUUGCCUUUAAAGGACUAUGUAUCCCCAUCUAAAUAUGGGCAUGCGCUCGCGAUGGAUUUCAAGGAAUGUCCGAGCACCACAAACUUGUGCUGACAGUCCUUCGCGUCUCGCGCUGCUCCACGCGAUUCUUUCACAUCCAGAAAGGCUUCAGUUUGACUCUUCCAUCCUCCUUCAUUUUUAACUUUAACAGUUUUUUAAAAAGAUAAAGUAAGUGGAAAAACAAGGUGAUAUCUUCAGCUAAUUCUAUAUUACUCUGCAUCACCACUGAACGCAACUAUGUCCCGGAGGAAAGUGAGGGGACUCACGAAAACCGGGCGACAGGUGAGCGAGGACCCGGACCUCGACAGCUUGCUGUCAAACCUGUCACCCGAAGAAAUGGAGGAGCUGCAGAAAGAGGUUUCCGUCGUUCCCGAUCCAGAUCCGAGUGAAAUAAUCGUUGUGGACCAAACGGAUUUAAAACCAACCACCGCGCCACUUAAAAAGGAAUCACAACAAAGCAGCCAGACCGAGGACUUCAGAUCCUGCUUACAGAGGAACCUGUCAACAGAGGGAGAGCCGAAGAAGGAGAGCCGGAAGCAAGAGUACCUGCGUAAGAUGGGCCUGAGCCAAGAGAAGAAUACCUCCGAGUCUGACAGCAAAGAUGGAGGGCUUCAGAGGACCCCCUUCACUUCUUCUUUCUCUAAACGUGAUGGUAGAAUGGAGGACAGGACCGGCAGGGUCACAGAGGGCAGCAAAGAUGACAAAUUUGGCCCAUAUGCUCUUUCUAGGAAGGACGAGGAGAGUGAGAAGCAAGUAGAGGUGAAGGAACAAAAUGAUGGGAGUAAAUUCAAAGAUAGAAGAGAGAUGAGAGAAAGUAGUAGCAACAAAACCAAAGAAUUAAUAUCCAAGCUUCAGGAGAAGAAGGAGGGUAGUAAAGAGAAAAACAGAAAGGAAGACAGCUGGAAAAGGGAAUCUGGGGAAAGUAGAGCAAAGGAGGUGAUUUCUAGGAUAAAGGAGAAAGAGGAGAAGGAAAGGGAGAGAAAGGAAGAGAUUAGGAAGAGAGAGGAAAUCAAAACUAAAGGCUAUACAUCCAGGUUAGAGGAAAAGCAAAAUCAGGUUCUAGAAGACAAAACAAAAGAAGAGAAGAAGGAAGAAAACCAAAUAAGAAGGUUAAGCGAAAAGGAAGUAAAGGGAUGUCCUGAAAAUAAAGAAAAAGGACCGGAAAAAAAUUAUGAAAAUGUGAGGAAUCCACAAGAAUAUAAUGCAAAAUCAAGCGAUAAGGGAAGAGGGGAUGUUCAGAAACAAAAUGAAAUUGAAAAUGAAGUUCAUGAACCCAUUAAGCAAGAGAAAAUUGGAAACUGUGUCUCAGAUACUAUUUCAAAAAGUAAGACAAAAGAGGAGGAAGAGGAAGAUGAGUCAGCCAGCAUGUUUGAUGAAGAUUUGGAGAGAGUUUGUUGCAACGAUCCGAGCAUGACUGAUCUCAAUGUGAACAAUUCAGAGGUCAUAAAAACCAAAACACUUAUUCAGUUCGCCGAGGCCUUAAAAAACAACACACACAUCAAAGUGUUUUCUUUGGCUAACUGCCGUGCCGAUGACCACGUGGCUUAUGCUAUUGCUGAGACCUUACGAAAUAACAAAAGUAUCACUAGCAUCAAUUUGGACUCCAAUCUUCUUACUAGCAAAGGUGUUAUGGCCUUGAUACAUGCCCUCCAACACAACUCCACCCUCACUGAGUUACGCUUCCACAACCAGCGGCACAUCAUUGGAGGAAAGUCAGAAAUGGAGAUGACCAAAAUAUUGAAAGAAAACACGACUCUUCUGAAACUGGGCUACCACUUUGAGUUAGCUGGUCCACGUAUGACCAUGACCAAUAUACUUAGUCGCAAUAUGGACCGUCAGCGGCAAAAGCGGCUGCAGGAACAGAAGCAGGCACAGGCCCAAGGCACUGGAGACAAGAAAGACACAUUAGAAGUUCCAAAACCCGGCUUUGGUAAAGGCUCCCCGAAAGCUUCGCCUAGACCGUCUCCUAUAACUUCUCCCGUACCGUCACCCACCCCGUCACCCAAGUUGACUCAUAAGAAAAGGGUCAGUGGGCUUGGUGGAGGACCACCUCCGCCACCACCACCACCUGGAGGACCACCACCGCCUCCACCUCCAAUGCUAGACGGAGACUUCCUGAAGAACUCCCUGACGCCCGUGUCACAAAGGAAACUAGACGAUAAGAAAGGAGGAAGAGGAGGAGCUCAAAACUCAAGGGACCAACUUCUGGCUUCCAUUAGAGGCAGCAAUGUAAAACAGCUCAAAAAGGUUACAUUACCAAAGCUCUUGCAAUAAUCUGGCAAUGCAGAGAGAUAAUUAUGGGUGAAGAAAAUGGCAGGAAUGAAAGGACAGACAUCUCACAGACCUUGAGAAGAUCGUUACUCAGAAUCUUCCAUGCAAAGUCUUACUGCUGCCCUAUAGUAUGGAAGACAUGCAAGGACUCGUAUAUAUGGUGAUAUUCAACUGCUUCUACCCAGGAGUCUUUGUACAAAAUACACUGGACGAUAGAAAUGUGGUGCAGUCAUGGGUGCUCAGAGGCUUCAGUGGCCUAUGGAACUGCAGAGUUGAUGCCUUGCUUGUCAUUUGCACUAAAUGAAUAAUUUCAUAUCAUAGAUUGUCUAAUAUGUGUUGAUACAGUAUGUGGAUGUUAAAAAAGAUAUUUGUUUCUGCAGUCGAAUUGGAUCUUCUUACAGCUGACUGAGUUGAACAAUGUAAGAACAAAUAAUUGUCUGGAUUUUAUCCUAGUUAUUUGGGGUUUAGGAAUCUCUAUUGUAAAAGCUCUUGCUGAUCAGGGAAUAAAGGUGGGAUUCUAAUCAAAAAUGACAAAUAAUAUAUAGUUUCCAUGGUACUUAAUGCCUUGUUUUUUAUGAUUUGGCGUGAAAGAGAACAGGAUUACAGCUUUAAAGAGAAAGCAAUGGUUAAUCAGAUCUGUGAAUAUGACUGUGUAUUCAAUAUUUAUUUUGUAAUUUGAGUUUUCCUUUAAAAUUGCAUGUAAUCAAUUGAGUAUAUAAAUGUUUAUCACUGUAAAGUGUAAUUUUAUUUUUUUUUUUUUUUACCAUCCAUUUGUAAUUUAUCAAAAAACAUUAAAAAUGUAGUGAGUUUUUACUUUGGGAAUGGAAGCAAUCUCUGCACAUAAUAAAGGUUAAUGUACCUCACGUGCUUUGAAGACAAUAUAUUUUCAUGCUUGCAUGAUCUCAGUUUCUUCAAGAGCACAUCUAGUAAAAUCUACAGUGGAAUGUUAUGCUAAUUCAGUUUGUGUUAGAAAAUAAAAUAAGUUCUGGAUUAAUCUGCC